Molecule: messenger RNA, 375 nt
Organism: Pseudozyma hubeiensis SY62
Lineage: Eukaryota; Fungi; Basidiomycota; Ustilaginomycetes; Ustilaginales; Ustilaginaceae
Product: t-SNARE complex subunit, syntaxin
Exons: 2
Coding region: 1-375 (124 amino acids)
Source: RefSeq, a predicted model, not a curated record
AUGAAGCUCGUUCCGCUGUACGCCAUCGUCAAUCCACCGAGCGCCGGUCUCAGCCUGAUCAACGCACCUGCCGCAUUGGGCAAAGCCUCUCCCGCGUUUUUGCUAACACUCGGGAAGACACGGCGCGGUAAAACUGAACGAAUGGUAGCCUGCGGAGCAUCGCACGGCAUCUCGUCUCAGCAUCUCAACAUUUCAUCAUCAUCGGAGGAACGGAUCGACCGAGGCUUUUACGAACACCCCGGACUCGUGCUGCAACGACCUCGAUUUUCGUUCUCUACCCUGUACACUCUUUCAGGAUCGAUUCUUGCUGCUGUUACGAAGAACUCUGGACGGCUGCAGGACAACGUCGCCGGAACCAUGACUCUAUUGGUAUAA